UAGUUGAAGUAAUAUUUAGGAUACGAAGCAGGCACAAGCACGAACGCAGGUAUAACCAUAGCAAGAAGAUUGAAGGUAAAGGAGUGAUUGGAGUCGGUAACGAAAGCAUGAGAGGUGCUACCGUUUGGCGACUAGCGAGACGAGCGCGUGUUCCAUUCCAACGAGCAACGCAGAGUGCGGUGUUCAUCCCCCGCGGCCCCAGCGCAACGCCGUCGUUUCACCGCAAUGCUUUCUCCUCCGCCACGCGCGCGCCUCCGUUUCGAUUCUCCACCGGCCAACGGAGGAGCAUGUUCAUCCAAACGCAGGCCACGCCGAAUCCCUCCUCGCUGAUGUUCUACCCCGGCAAGCCCGUCAUGGAAGUCGGAAGCGCCGACUUCCCCAACCCUCGCUCCGCCAUGAACUCUCCUCUCGCCAAAUCGCUCUUCGCAAUCGACGGCGUUACGCGCGUUUUCUUUGGAUCCGAUUUCGUCACCGUUACCAAAUCGGAAGACGGCGCGUGGGAAUUCCUCAAGCCUGAAAUCUUCGCUGCGAUUAUGGACUUCUACUCCUCCGCUCAGCCUCUCUUUUUGGAUUCUCAAGCUGCCGCUGCUAAGGAUACAGCUAUUCACCAGGAUGAUUCUGAAACAGUUGCCAUGAUCAAGGAACUGUUGGAGACUCGAAUUCGACCGGCAGUGCAAGAUGAUGGUGGGGACAUUGAGUAUCGAGGUUUUGACCCAGAUACUGGUAUAGUGAAACUUAAAAUGCAAGGGGCAUGUAGUGGCUGCCCAAGUUCAUCAGUGACUCUGAAAUCAGGCAUUGAAAAUAUGCUGAUGCAUUAUGUUCCUGAGGUCAAAGGUGUGGAACAAGAAUUGGAUGCUGAAGAUGAUGGAACAACAUUAAGUGGACAAAUAAAUUAGUUGAAACUAUUUAUGUUUUUUAUUAAAUUUGCAGCCUACAUUUAGUCUCGUCAUACAUUUCACACUCAACAGAGACUUCGAAGUACAACUGCAGUACGUUAUGGAAACAGAAAGUGUGGGUGUAUAGAAAAAUAUAUUGAAUAAGUCGUGAGUUGGAUACAUUGAGUAUGGCACGAAAUCAUGGUUCCAAGCUAGCUGGAUCUUGCUGACAUAGGAUGAAGGUAAUUUAUAACACGAUGUCAUUACAGACAGACGGUGUACUGUACCCUGUUCUUUUCGGCCUGCCUAGCUAUGAUUCUUUGUCUUUCCUUCAUAGUAAGGUUGUUACAAGAGUACAAGAGAUUGUUUGCCUAUUGCCAUGUGUCCACUGUUCAGACACCUUUAUUGAUAUCUUCAUUUGGUAAUGACUUGCGAUUUCCUCCUGGUUAGCUAGAGGAAGAAGGCAUGGGUAGUUGUUGUUUUGUCGCCUGUUAUUGGAAUUCCAAUUCUUUUGGCCAAUCAUGGAUAGCUUGCAUCUUUAUUGGAUCAAUGAACAUUCUCUUCCGCCCAAAUAACGUGAACAAGAAUACAAGAUACUCCACCUUCCUCAUAAAAAAGACUGCUUUUGUUUCCCAUAUUAUAUAUUGCAUGGUAGAACUUCUCCCAAGUGUUCUCCUUCAUUCUGGACUCAAGGAUGUCCGAAGAAAAAGAAAAUAAACUACCAUGAAUUUCAGAGUUACUACUCAAAGAUAAUGUUUAUUGUUCCUCGAAAUGUGAAUGGAGGCAUUAGUCAAGUCAAAAUGCACGACUGCAUGAGUACAAACUAAUAUUGACCUAAAUGUGUUCAGAAUGUAAUUUUCUCUGUUUUUAGAUUUUAUCAAUUCUUGAUGUUAGUACCA
Messenger RNA from Cajanus cajan (pigeon pea), 1774 nucleotides. Its product is annotated as nifU-like protein 4, mitochondrial. NCBI's taxonomy places the organism in Eukaryota, Viridiplantae, Streptophyta, Magnoliopsida, Fabales, Fabaceae. Gene Ontology annotation, cellular component: mitochondrion. Gene Ontology annotation, biological process: iron-sulfur cluster assembly. Gene Ontology annotation, molecular function: iron-sulfur cluster binding; iron ion binding. The record is from RefSeq and is a predicted model, not a curated record.